This is a messenger RNA of Arachis ipaensis, 1550 nucleotides long. RefSeq lists its product as uncharacterized. The record is from RefSeq and is a predicted model, not a curated record. NCBI's taxonomy places the organism in Eukaryota, Viridiplantae, Streptophyta, Magnoliopsida, Fabales, Fabaceae.
AUAGUUGUUUGUCUCAUAACAUGAAAUUGAUAAAUGCUAAUAAAAAAAGCAAAUAACUGUUAACUCUAAAUGAAUACUUUUAUAUAUAAAUGCAUAAUAUCAAGGCAAAUCUGAAAGUCUCAACAAACACAAACUUCUCAGAAUGUUUGACCCUAGACACCUUAAAAGUGCCAAGUUACUUUUAUCCUCUCUGUUUAUAUUCUCUGCCAUAAUUUUUGUUAUCCAUGCAUAUAGUAUCAAUUACCAUGAUUUCCUACACUCUGCUACAAAUAAAGAACCUUCAGAGAAUUUGCAAGCUCAGAGUCACAGAUUCAAAGAGCAAAUAAGAUCAACACUUUCUAAUCUGCCUUUACACUCCAUUCAAGAAGAGAAUGUUAGAAUUCAAGCUGGAAAUCAGAAUGAUUUGGUUGCUCCACUCGGUGUGACAGAAUUAGAGAGAAUAGCUUGGUUUCGGAAAAACCUGCACAAGUUUGAUAUUCUCAAGUCAAACAACUCGACCCGCAGAUUUCACAGCAGAGUUCUAGAAUUCUUCAGCCGUGAAUGCGAGGCUCAGUUUUUCAUGACUUGGAUUUCGCCAGCAGGCUCGUUUGGUGUAAGAGAAUUGAUGUCCGUGGAAAGUGUUUUUAAGGUUCAUCCCGGCGCAUGCCUUGUAAUUUUGUCAAGAACUUUGGAGACCACGGACGGCUACACAGUGCUGAAACCGUUGCUCGACAGUAGGUUCAAGGUUCAGGUUGUGACCCCAGACUUGCCUAUUCUGUUCAAAGGGACACCGGCCGAAGCUUGGUUUCGUGAGUUAAUAAAAGGUAAGAAGGAUCCAGGUGAGAUUCCUUUGUCACAAAAUCUAUCUAAUCUGAUAAGACUUGUAGUGCUCUAUAAAUAUGGUGGAAUCUACAUAGAUACAGACUUUAUUGUUCUAAAACCAUUAACCGGGUUGCGGAAUUCUAUCGGAGCACAAAGCAUGGAUUUAAGAUCUAAGCACUGGACUAGAUUAAAUAAUGCUGUUCUGAUUUUCGAUAUGAAACAUCCACUUCUUCACGAAUUCAUUAGUGAAUUUGCAUUGACUUUUGAUGGAAACAAAUGGGGGCAUAAUGGUCCAUACCUGGUUUCUAGAGUGAUCAAGAGGCUGCUGAAAAGACCCAGUUUCAUAUUUAAGAUCUUGCCACCUAUGGCUUUCUAUCCAGCUGAUUGGAAUAAGAUAAGGGGGUUUCUCAGGAAGCCGAAAACUCAAACUGAAUCGAAAUGGGUAGAAGCCAAAGUGCUUCAGCUCUGUGCGGAGACUUAUGGGAUUCAUCUAUGGAACAAGCAAAGCAGAAGAUUGACAAUAGAAGAUGGAAGCGUCAUAGGAAAACUUGCAUUAAAUCAUUGUGUCAUUUGCAACCAUAUAUUUAGUUCUUAGAUAACAGUUCUUGAAAAAAGAAAAAAAUGGUGGAGAAGGAAUUCUAUUGUGAAUACCAGUUUUUCAUUAUUCCCCUAUCUAUAGGAAACACUAUGAUACGAUUGUAAAAGAAAUGCAAUUAUGGUUAUACAAAGCAAAAGGUAUUCUCUAGCAA